UGGUCAAGCAGGAUGAAGUACCUUGCAGUACUCUUCACCAUUGUUGCUUUCUCCGAAUGUCUCGUUAAGAUUCCCUUGCAGAGAGGGACAAAUGUAAGAGACACUCUCAAGGAGAAAAAUCUGCUGGAAAAUCUUCUUCAGAAACACCGUUAUGACACUGGUACAAAAUACAACUCAGAUAUUUCUAAUGCUGCCCAGGUGGCUGAAGAACCACUUCUGAACUCUUUUGAGACCGAAUACUAUGGAACAAUCUACAUUGGAACCCCACCACAGAAGUUCACUGUUGUGUUUGACACUGGAUCAUCUACUCUCUGGGUACCCUCUGUCUAUUGCAGUAGUCCAGCAUGCCAAAGACACCAUAGAUUUGACCCACGCAAGUCUUCUACCUUCCAUGGAACAGGAAAGCCAUUCUCCAUUAAGUAUGGGAAAGGAAGCAUGGAAGGGAUCUUCGGACUUGAUACAGUCAAGAUAUCUGAUCUUACCAUUUCCGAUUUGGAAUUCGGCUUGAGUACCAGUGAGUCAGAAGACCCAUUUUCCAGAACUAAAUAUGAUGGGAUCCUCGGCUUAAACCCUUGGAAAAAAAGUUCAUUCUUUGAUAACCUGAUGAAGAAAGGCUUGCUUGAGAAAGACGAAUUUUCUGUUUAUCUCAGCGGAAAAACAGAUGGGAGCAUGAUCAUUUUUGGUGGAAUUGAUCAAUCUUAUUUCACUGGUCCUAUUAACUGGAUUCCUGCCACAUAUAAGAAAUUUAAGAUUGCAGUGGACAGCAUUCUAGUGUAUGGUCAGGCAGUUGCCUGCAGAGAUGGCUGUGAAGCACUUCUUGACACGGGGACAUCCUUCUUACUCGGCCCAGCAUCUGAAAUUAGCCAAAUCCAACAAGCCAUUGGAGUUACAACACAUUCCUUCAACUGCAGAAACCUCCACAAUAUGCCAGAUGUUGUUUAUGUAAUCAACGGAAUUCAAUAUCCUUUGACUCCACAAGCCUAUACUCAUAAGGAUAACGACCAUUGCAAGAGUGGCUUUAGCUCUGGCAGCAAAGAUUAUGAUCACUUGAUACUAGGAGAUAUGUUCCUCAGAGAAUACUACAGUAUUUUUGACCGGGAGAAUGACCAAGUUGGACUGGCAAAGGCGGUGUAAAAAAAAAUUCUGCAUUUAAACUAUGC
This is a messenger RNA of Zootoca vivipara (common lizard), 1160 nucleotides long. Its product is annotated as embryonic pepsinogen-like. Gene Ontology annotation, molecular function: aspartic-type endopeptidase activity. The record is from RefSeq and is a predicted model, not a curated record. Gene Ontology annotation, biological process: proteolysis. Lineage: Eukaryota; Metazoa; Chordata; Lepidosauria; Squamata; Lacertidae.